Molecule: messenger RNA, 8247 nt
Organism: Microplitis mediator
Lineage: Eukaryota; Metazoa; Arthropoda; Insecta; Hymenoptera; Braconidae
Gene: Ser
Product: protein jagged-1b-like
Exons: 6
Coding region: 1940-5572 (1210 amino acids)
Biological process (GO): establishment or maintenance of epithelial cell apical/basal polarity; heterophilic cell-cell adhesion; cell communication
Cellular component (GO): plasma membrane; protein-containing complex
Molecular function (GO): calcium ion binding; Notch binding
Source: RefSeq, a predicted model, not a curated record
GACUCACGUGUACUCUGCGCAAGUGCCUGAGCUUUUGUAAACUCCAAAAACUCUAUUCGCGCGCGUAUAUAUUUUCAAAUGGAAUACCUUCAUCAAUACUUUACUUACCACCGUGUAAAUAAUUUAUUGUGUCUUAGAUAUAUUUUAUAAAUAAAACUUUUUUUUUUUAAUUUAUGAACUGUGUGUUGUUUUGUUUUGUUUAUGGUGAAAAAUUUGACCAGUGAUUUUAUUGUUGGUAAAAAUAAUUUAAAAAAGUGUGCUGAUGAUGAAUGAAAUGAAUUUGGAGUAAUAAAUUUAUUUAUGUGUGAAAAAAUAAUUGGAAAUCAUAAGUCGAUUCUUUGCCACAGUCCCCGCGGCAAGGACGCCGUGGAUGGGUGGAAAGAGUACGAGGAAUAAGAAGAAGAGGAACAAGAAGAAGAUCCAGGUGUGUGCUACGCAAGAGAUCUUCAAUAAACGGUCGACAACCUUUAUGUCUAUCAGUUUAGUGCAUUCAUGCGUCGUCUUGUCUUAUAAUUUUUUAAAAAAUUAAACUCUUUUAUAAUAAAAAUCUAAAGUGUCAAUUUAUUAUUUUUUAUGGCUUAACAUAAAUAUUUAUUUUAUCAGACUUAAAUUGCGGAAAGGACUAUUUGUAGGUUAAUCCGAAUCACUCUCUCUCGAGUGGAGCCUGGAGGCUGGUGCCGCUGUUUAACCGGCAAUGCGCGACGACACGAGAGAAAAAGUGUAAGCGAGGCAGUAAUAAAGCCAGCAGGUCGUGGGAGAGAAUUGGCGACGAGAUUUUCCAUGCACAUGCUCACGUCGCGUCGGAUGCAUCGUCUUACAACCGGCAACUUGGCCGCACCUCGUGAUUACAUCAGUCAGUUCUGGGAAUAAUAAACUAUUUAAAUUUAAAUAAAUAUUUUAUUUAUUUAUCAACUGAAUAAAUAGAUAAAUAAAAGCACGUGGUGCACGCACGUGUAAUUUCGGAGUUUUAAAAAACUAACGUGCAUAAAAGAGCAUGAUCCUUAAAUGUCCAUCAAUUACGCGGUUCACUUGAGCUUUUUUUUACCCGCAAAAGUGUCCUGUGUGUAAGAGCGCCAGCCAACAGUUGGUUGUAAAUUACAAGAGUAAGCAACAAAAAGUUGAGAAAAGUAAAGUAACACUUGGACUCGCUAUACUCGGGAGAUAAUUAAACGCGUUCCAUCUCAAGAAGUAGAGACGCAAAAUUGUCGGCGAAAGAUACAAAGUCUGGCUGGCUGACGUGCGAAAAUAAGAAACUGCAUCGCAAUUACGAUUAAAGGUUCAAGUAUUUGUCAUUUUCUUGUGUGUGUUUAUUCUCUUUGUGUAUAAAUUGUUAAGCAAUUACUGUGGAUAAAGUUUUGUAUUUUGGAGUACAUAUUGUAUACAUAACGGAACACACAUAUAUAUAUUAUAACAAAGUCUGUGCUUGUGUGGUAAUUCACCUGUCCGAGACAACUUGACACCGUUUUGUUUUUUUAAUCUUAAAUAAUUAUUAAUUGUACGAAAGUCACGAUAAAGACCAAGUACUGUGUUCCUUUUAUAUUUAUUUAUUUGUGUUGUUUUAUAAAUAGUGUGAGAACUAGUGGUUUUUAAUAAAUGAAGCCGAGUGUAUUGAGAUGAUUAUUUAGUAAUAAAAAAAAUAAUAAUAAUAAUAAUAAUAUUUGUUAUUAUUGUGAAUAAAGUGUGUGUUUAUUCAGGAUCUAUAUAGUGAGGAUCUAAGCGGAUGUGGAUAAAGAAUUGUGUAUGACGAGGAUACAUCUCUAUAUAUUUAUUAAAAAAAAACGUGGAUUCUAAAACAAGGAAUAAAUAUAUUGGAGUGGCUAUUGUACGAAUCGCUGUUGCACGUUGUGUGUGACAAAGUGGCUGAAUAAAAGGGCCUGUGAUAAUACAGAGGUGAGGCAAGUGUGGUGAUGCGGUAGUCGCGAGAUUCACGAGGGAAGCCAUGAGGGCUGCCGCUGCUUACGUCCUGUUUUUUGCCCACCUCAUACAGGCGACAACCGGUAGCGGAUAUUUCGAGGUGCAGAUACUGUCGUUAACAAACAACAGGGGCACGCUGGUUGACGGUCGUUGCUGCGGCGGGGGACGUGACUCCGGCGGACGGGGUGGCUUUCCACCCUGUUCACAAACUUGUACAACAGCAUUUUGGCUGUGUCUCAAAGAGUAUCAGUCAAAUGUAACAGCCAUUGGCUCAUGUAGCUUUGGCAACGUAUCUAGUCAGGUGCUUGGACAAAAUACAUUUACUCUUAUUGAACCUGUCACACUUCAACUACAUUUCACAUUCAGAUGGACGCGUCAAUUCACGCUGAUUCUGCAGGCACGAGACGAGCCCAAUGGUGGAACAAUCGAAGAGGCGAGUUACAGUGGCAUCGUCCUUCCGGGUACUACGUGGCACACCUUAAAUCAUCAAGGACGAAACGCACAUCUUACGUAUCGUUUACGGGUCCAGUGUGCCGAUCAUUAUUACAACGCAACGUGCACGAAAUUUUGUCGACCACGAGACGACAUAUUCGGGCACUACACCUGCGACGAAAACGGUGAUAAAGUCUGCAUACAUGGAUGGAAAGGCGCCGACUGUGAGACAGCGGUUUGUAAAGAAGGUUGUCAUCCAAUUCACGGUCACUGUAACACAAGCGGCGAAUGCAAAUGUCGUCAUGGGUGGCGAGGAGAACUUUGCGACCAGUGUACGCCGUAUCCAGGAUGUAAACACGGGUACUGCAAUGGGUCAAGCUGGCAGUGCAUAUGUGACACAAAUUGGGGAGGAAUCCUCUGUGAUCAAGAUCUAAAUUAUUGUGGCACACAUGAGCCAUGUCAGAAUGGCGGAACGUGCGAGAAUACUGCUCCAGAUCAGUAUCGGUGUACGUGUCCGGACGGUUUUUCCGGAUCGUCAUGUGAAAAAGUUGACAAUCCGUGUGCAUCAAACCCCUGUUUAAAUGGUGCUACGUGUGUUGAACUGGGUGAAACGGCGGAGUGUCAAUGUGCGCCAGGAUUUUCGGGUCCUUAUUGUGCAACAGAUGUCGAUGAGUGUGCGUCCCAGCCUUGUCAGAACGGCGGUACUUGUGUUGAUGGAAAAAAUGAAUUCAUAUGUCAUUGUCCGGCUGCAUGGCAAGGCACACUCUGUCAAUUUGACGUUGAUGAGUGUAAUCUCAAAGAGUCACCGUGCAAAAACUCAAUAACCUGCGUCAACCUUGCUGGAGAUUACAGAUGCCGAUGUCGAAGCGGGUUCACGGGAAAAAAUUGCACUAAAAAUAUAGACGACUGCGUGGGUCAAUGUCAACACGGAGCUCUCUGUAUUGAUUUAGUUAACGACUAUCACUGUUCAUGUAAUCCUGGUUAUUCGGGCAAAGACUGCGACGUGGAUAUCGACGAGUGUGCAUUUAAACCCUGUCAGAAUGGCGGAGAAUGCCGAGAUUUAGUGAACGCAUACGAGUGUGUUUGUCCUGUGGGUUACACUGGGCAUCAGUGUGAAAUUGUCAAGGACCACUGCAAUCCUAAUCCUUGCAGAAAUUCGUCCCCGUGUUUCAACACUCAGACUGACUAUUACUGUCACUGUCCCGCACAAUGGCAGGGUAAAAACUGCUCUGAACUGGCAGCACACGAUCCCCAGAUCCGGCUGGACGACGGCAGUCCAGGAUGUGGGAGUGAAGGAACGCCCUGCAGUGGACGUGGUAGAUGCAGCAAUGGAAUUUGCAUUUGUGAUCCUGGUUACACCGGUCAACGCUGCCAUGAGAAUAUUAACGACUGCCGUGGGAAUCCUUGUCUCAAUGGUGGUACCUGCGUGGAUCUCAUUAAUUCGUUCCAGUGCAUUUGCCAAGAAGGUUGGACUGGUGACCUUUGUGAUGAAGAUGUUGACGAGUGUACAAACUCGCCCUGUCGCAACAAUGGAACAUGCAUAGACGGAGUGGCAGACUUUACAUGCGAGUGUCGUGGCGGCUGGAAAGGUAAAACCUGUACACUCAGAGGCGGUCAUUGUGAGCCAGUAACAUGUAGACACGGUGGUACAUGUCAAGAUCACGGUGAUGGGUUCACAUGUCACUGUACCCCAGGAUGGGAAGGCGCUGCGUGUCACAUCGCUUCACCAGCGUGUGCAAGUACUCCAUGCGAGAAUGGCGCGACCUGCGUCAAUACUGCGGACGGCGGAUAUCGUUGUAUCUGCCGUGAAGGUUUUGAAGGUCCAAACUGUCGUAAAGACGUGGAUGACUGUCAGCCAUUGCCAUGUUUGAAUGGCGGUCGAUGCGUAGACGGUGUUAAUUGGUUUAGAUGUGAGUGUGCUCCAGGAUUUACCGGACCAGAUUGCCGGAUUAAUGUCAACGAGUGUGCAAGUGAUCCAUGUAUGGGUGGAGCUACGUGUAUCGAUGGUAUCGCCAGUUACUCGUGUAUAUGUCCACCCAGUAGAACAGGUAUUCACUGUGAAAUAAGGACACCAAGUGGAGCCGGUUGUAGUGCAACUACGUGGGAUAAUGACUGUAAUGUUUGCGAAUGUCGCAAUGGUAAAAAUCAAUGCAGCAAUGUGUGGUGUGGCCAGGGAAAUUGUCUCAAUGGAACAUCUUGUCUAGCACACGAAGUUUGUGUACCGUCACCCGGAGAAAGUUGCUUAGCACCAUCAUGUUCUCCGUGGGGCGAAUGUCGACCUGUUGAGACUGGCAGAAGAGUUGGACCUCCAGCGCUUCCAGCUCCACCUUCCUGUUGGCCAGGUCAGGCUAUUCCUGGUCCAACUUGUUCAAGACUUACAAUUUUAUUGAGAAGAGACACUUUAGCACCCGGUACCUCUGUAGAGCUCUUAUGUAGACAAUUAAGAAGACUGCUGGCAGAUCCACGAAGACCCCAAUCUGUCGUACUGCUGUGCGACUUAAAACCAGGCGAUAAUGACACUAUUGAGGUGACAAUAUUCUCAGAAGCGGCUGCAGACGCAGCACGUGAUCUAGGCGAGGCUCUGAGUAGACCCAUAAGCAGGCCUCCGACUCUGGCCUCAGUAUUAGAAGUCAAAGUCGAGACGGCUCUGCUCACCGAUCCAAUAAACGCCUCAAAUAGCUCCAGUAGCAGCGGAUACGUUGCCGUACUUGGCGGUGCGCUUGCUACUGUUCUUAUUCUGGCGCUCUUGGGCGGUCUCUGGUACUUAAGAUCAAGACAGAGAUCCGGACUAACUGCAACAACGAGCAGCGAAACUUCAUUGCAUCGGCACCGCAGUGAUCUCGACGAGAAGUCUAAUAAUCUACAGAAUGAAGAAAAUCUCAGGAGAUACGCGAACCCACUUAAAGACUCGGAUACCGGUGAGCCGAGAGUCUCCAUCGUAAGACCACUCUCAGGUAUGUCUUUGGGUGCUCUAGGACCCGCUGAAGAAAGCCUCGAAAUGGUUGCUGAGGAAGGACGGCAUCGUUUGCCGCCUCUCUACAAACCAACAAGCGCCGAGGCGAGAAAUAACACCGCGAGUUUUUCUUAUGAAGAAAGCCUUCAUAAACCCUAUACAAAACCACGUCUCCAAGAGCCCGCUUACUCGCAUCAACCACCGCCUCAGCAGCAACAACCCGGAACGAGCGCUCAAAUAGUUCCACGUCAGGUGCUAACUGUACACGUUUAAUCAGACAUUUAUUUCAUGAUUUAGUCAAGAGUAUCGUGAUUUUAUAUAUUAUGAUGAAUAAUUUCCGCACGAUUGUAAUAUAUUUUAACUUAUUGCAUCGUGCCGUGGUGUUUAUAAUACCGAGUGAUUGAAUUUAAAUGACAUUUAGUCGAGUGGCCGGAUCCACAGUCAAGCCGCGUCAACACAAAGACUUGCUUGGUCCUCAUUUUAAUCUUUAAAACCUUGAUAAUAAAGAAAAAGGUACGACUGUCCACGGCCAUCAAUAUAUAGAUUGUAGUAUUAAUAAUAUAAAAAAAAAAAGAAAAAAAAAACGAUACAGAGAAAUUUAUACAUAGAAAUAUAUAUAAAUAUAUAAAUAAAUAAAUAUAUAUAUAAAUAUAUACAUAUAAUAUAAGAUAUAAGAGAUAUAUAUUAUAGCAGAGAGAUUAUGAGAUAAUAAAAAAAAACAUCAAGAGGAACACAACAAAGGAAAGUACGCAGAUUUAAAAUUAAUCUUAAAAGGACAGCCUCGUUGGCCUGUGUCACGGGGGUCUAACUACAAGACACAUCAUCAGACAAUAUUCCCGUUGCCGCGUGCCUGCGAUGUCGGACUUUGUUGUUCAUUUAUGGCCGAGAGUACUACCUUCCUCUAUGUAAUAGUCCAUAGCGCACACCGAGAUCAAGUGAAUAAGUCUCCGACACUUGUUUUUAAAUUCUACAGGAUCAGAGAAUGAAUGAUACGCCCAAUACAAUCCAAGUACCACUAACACCAGUACCAGCAUAUCCAAGAAAGUACUUCAAAUAUAAUAAUAAUAAUAAUGAUAAUGAUAAUGAUAAUAAUAAUAAUGAUAAUCAUAAAGUAUAUCCAGUACCAGUAAAAUAAAAUAGUGGACAAAAAGGUAUAAUGUACCGCAUAGCACGCUGUGUGCCGUAGGGUGUAAUAAUACUCGCCGAUAAAACGCUAAGACGUGACAAUAAAUCACUCAACUCUCACACAAUUAUAAUUAAUGAUAAUGAUAAUGCACAAUUGUUAUCGUUGUACAUAUGUACAUAUUCUGUACUUAUUAAUUUUAUUAAGCGUGGAUUGUCUUCCCGGAAGAUGGCCCCAACCUCUAUAUACUAUUUUCCAUUCCUAUUAAUGCUAGACUUCAUAGCUAGAAUUUCUUUUUUUUACUUUAAUAUUUUAUUUUAUUUUUAAAUUUUAAAAAAUGUAAUUAAGUUUUAAUUAAAAUUUCAAAAAUCUUAAGGGUACUUUGUAGAAUUUUAAGAUCGAUGUACCGUAACUAUAGGCUCUAGGGUUGUGAUACGCUCAAGCAUUCACCUUUAUAUAAAUAUAUAUGUAUAUAAACAUAUAUAUAUAUUAAUAUAAAUUAAUGACAUACUAUACGUCUGAUAAUGUAACGUUUAGCAGCAGUUCGGUACAUUCCUCCAGACAACAUUGUGAUAAUCAUGUACGAUGACAUUUUACCGUCAAAUCACACGUACGAUAGUUUAUUAUUCAUUUAUAUUUUUAAUUAUAAUUAUAAAUAUUAAUAUUAUUUUUAUUAUUUUAUUACUGUAAUCGUAUGUGUUUUAAACAUUACUAUUAUUACUGUACGUUUAUACUCUGUACUUUGUUUUUACUGUUUUAUUAUUUUAUAUAUUAAUUAAAUUAAAUUAAAUUAAAUUAAUUAAUUGAAGUAAUGAGUGUAUGAUUUAUUGUAAUGGCUCGUGUUUGAUAAAAUAAUAAAUAAAUAAAUGAAUAUAAAUUAAACGAGCGAAAAAGAUUUUUAUGUACUGUACAAUAGUUAAUCUUUAUAUAAAUAUUCACAAUUAUUGUGAUGUUAAAAUAACUCUAAGUUGUCUCAAUUAAAAGAAAUUAUUAAAAAUACAGUUAAUUAAAAAUACUUUAAUAAAUUUUUAAUAAUAAAUUAUGUGUCGAGUUAAUUGUAUAUAAUGAAAAAAUUAAUUAUAAUUAAGUAUGACUUUUUAUAUAUCAUUUAUAAUUAUAAAAUUAUAAUAAAAGAAUAAUAAUUGAUAAUGUAUGUGCAAUUGUAAACGUUCAUUUAAUAUUUUAUUUGGUCUAGAGAAAAAAAAUUUUGUUUUUUAAUUAACGCGUUUUUAUUUUAUAUUAGAUAUAUGUCCAUAGAUUAUUGGGUUGCAAGUUUUAAAAACUUAAAACUCAAUAAAAAAAUCAGAUAACAUUAAUAGAUACUUGAUUUAUAUUAGAUAAAGUGAAAGAAAAAAUGAUAGAUUGUAUUAUUAUAUAAUUUUUACUGCCUCCGAUAAUUAUUUUCGUUUGUCGAAGACAAUGAUUCAUCAAUGACAGUGUGAAAAAAAAAAUUUAUAAUUUAUAAUUCGUCAUUAAGUAUGCAAUGAAAAUUUAUUCUCACGUUAAUUUAACUGCAAGCAAAAAUAAAUUAGUAAAUAAAUAAUUGUUGAAUCAUUGUCUCUGGUCGAUGAGGAUAAUUAUGAUGAUUAUGAUUAUGAUGACGAUAGUAGAUAGAGUAUGAAACGACAUCAUCAUGUAGGUGUCUGAAAAUUAACUUGUGUCUGUCUUGAAUUAUUUUAACGAGAGAGAGUGCGUGUAAAUAAAUUCCCAUCGUCGUCCCCCACAUGAUCCCGCCACAAUCCCGUGCGUUUAAAUAUAAAAGCGAUGAUGAACAAAAGGUUUCAAUAAAAAGUACAAUUAUAAAAAUAAAAAAAUAAAAAAAAUU